CCCAUGUCCCAAGCAUUCUGGAUAACAGGUCCCAUACCUGUACCUGUAUUCCAUACAGAUUUACACUGUUCCAUAUUAAAUAAGUAGUUCACCUAAAAAAAUCACUUUUAGUAUGAUGUAGACAGCUGGGUUCCAAGACAAUUUGAAAACUUAAUUUUGGAGUUUAGCUUAUUAACCCUAGCAACCAGGCAGCAGAUUUGAAGUGAGAAUGAAAGCAGACUAAUAUAGAAACUGAACAGGGUGAUGGCACAAGGGUAGAUUUGCGGCAUUUUGUUACCCCAAUCAUUUAUUGCCUCAUGAGAGAUAAGACAAAAUGCUACAAAUAUCCCCUUGUGCUAUUAACCUAAAAGGGAUUGUUUGUGUUUUUGUUUAGUUCCUGUAGAAAAUCUAUGGUGCUAUGCAGAACUAUUGCAAUGCAAUAUUGACAAGACUACUAUGUAGUGCUUACCAAAUAUUUUGGCAGGUAUGACUUUGAGGUGUUCAGGCACAUGCGGCAGAUAUUGACUCCAUUUUAGCAAAUAUCCGCUGUCUGUCCCUGCGGCCAGGCCGACACAGUGGUUCCAGGUGCAGGCAAGGAAAAAAGCUGAUGCCAGGGCAGGGGCUAAAACUCAGUCUCUAUUUUUCCUUUGGCCAAGAAUCAGCCCAUGUGGCAUCAGCCUUAAGGUAUGGUGAUCCUAAUUAUGGAAAGAUCCCUUAACAAGAAAGUUCCAGGUACCAAGCAUUCCUGAUAAUAAAUCCUAUAUUACCAAUAGUAUCAGGCUAAUUUAACAUCGGUGUUCCUAUUUAUAUAUAUAUAACACAAACUAAUUAUCCCUACAAUUAUUAGCUUUUUAUACUUCUGCCAAUAUAAUGUUAUUAAACUUUCCUGAACCCAUGCUUAGGUCUCUGUGUCAUAUGCGUGCUGCUCUGUGCUUAGAUUUAUAUGCUUCCUCGUGAAUUCCCUUGGUAUCAUGCUCCAGACAUUGUGCAAUGCCCCGGUUGUUGUUGUCAAGCAAUGCUGUGUAAUGCCUUUCCAUUUAUGUCAUUGCUCUCGUAAGAACUAGUCCCAGCAUUUUAUGAUCCGUGCACUCGAAGAAUCCCUACUGGCUUUGUUAUUAACUCAGAUCCGACAACAAACUGAAUGUUGUCCUUUAACAACGUUAUACCCCAGAGAUAUCAAAACUGCUCUUUCCAGCCCAUUGUUGAAAUGCAGCACAAAAUCAAAGGCUGUCAGGGGGUGCUGUGUGUUUUAGUUUAACAGCAUAUGAAGAGAUAUCCCUGCAAUUUUCUUUGUUACAGUCACUGCGAAAAAAACAUAAAGAAUGAAAUAAAUAAAAUAAAAAUGCCAAGCAAGUCAAUUGAAGCUGAAAAGCACACAUUGCUCAUUUUACAAGUUAUAACUGGCUAUAACUGGCUAAAUCUGUAUAUUUAGAAAUAAUAGAGCAGGCUAAAUCAAUGACUAGUUAUUACUGGCUUAAUCUGAACAAAUCCUCAUAAUUGAAGAUGACUGCAAGCAAUAUUUUUUUCAAUUAACAACAAAUUGUCUUGAAAUGACAAAAAUGGAAUUUAUGUUUAAAGAGAGAGCAGCUGGUAAUAUCUGGAACCCUUUCAGUGCUGUAAAGGCUUGCAUUGCAGAUGCAAAACUGUUAAGAAGGUGUUCCCUCCCCCCCAACAAAAAAAAAAAUAUUCUAAAUAGUUCACAUUUUUUACAGCCUGCUAGAGGCAUUGCUAUUGCCGGUACCCCAGGGGCAGAAACUGCUUUGACUAUGAAAUUUUAAAAGGGAGGACUCAAAUAAGCACUGGGGUUGGCUCAUCAUUUCCCGGAACACAGAGAGGGUGAAAAAAAUCAAACGAGUCAGUGUUGUUAUAGGACAAGUCUGAGGAAAUCUAAACUGGGCUGCUGUGCUCAUCAACUCAUACAGAACAGACAGAUCUCUUAUUCACAGUGUUAUGUCACUUCUGCAACACUUAGCUGACAAGGGCAACUGGAAAUAAUAGAAAAAUGAUAGAUUCAUGUAUAUGAUUUAUACGUAGAAUAAAAUAAGUAACAAAUAACUUUUGAUAAUAUAUUCUUUAUUUUGAAACACUGGAAAAGGAUCCAUUAUCCUAAAACCUUUAUCCAGAAUGUUGUCAAAUAUGGAAAUGCCAUUUCCCAUAGAGUCCUAUACUUAAAAAACAAUUCUUCAUUGUUGACUGAUCAUCAUGGGAGAAUCAUAUGUAUUAUAUGUAUCAUUUAUUUAUUGAUGUUGGGCAUGGAAGUUACUCAGUGUUUCACAAUGGAAGGAUAGAGCAAUUUCUAGGUAUAAGGAUAUACGGUGACCAUUACUAAGGUUUUAUAAUGGCUAUAUGGGGACUACCUUGAUACUAGACAGCAAAUAGUCAGCUAUGGUCUGGGAUUACAGCAGUAAGUGGAUUAAGUGAUAUGUAAAAACAUACAUAUUUGUUAGUGUCAGUUAAGAUUGGUAUUGGGCUUGCUCUGUCAGUUCCCAAAUGUUCUUAUGUAAGCUUUCAUCAGUCAUGUCACACAAGCAAUGAGGCCACUCACUCUACAUUUAAUCAAGGGGUGUGUAUAGAUGUUCUCUUUUGUCAUUUAAAGUCCCCUGUAAUUCUAUAGAUAUUUAUUAUUUUUGCAUAUGGGUAGUUAGAUGCAAUUUUUUAAUGUUUGAUGCAGGCCAAACCACAAGAUUCCUACAAUGCAAUAUAUUCACCUCUCAGUCUGUGGGAUCUUGUGGAUGUUGCUGCCAGUAUGCCAAGGAAGAGCUAUAAAGGCUGAUCGAGUCAAAAAUGAUGCAAAGAUGUUGGCAAGGACCUUGAUAACCAGGAUACAAGAGCACCCGAUCCAGUUCCUUUUCCCCAGCAAUCUGAAAAUCAAUGGUUUGGAUUUUAUCCCAGAUGAGCAGGUACUAGAAAGCCUGGAAAGUAUGGAUGAAACUCUUGAAGUUUUCCAAAAAAUUUUCUCCAGUCUUCCAUUGGAAAAUGUUGAUCAGAUGUUGAGUGACAUGGAGAAUCUCCGCAGUCUCUUACAGUUACUGGGCAACAUUAUGGGAUGUACAACCAGAAAACCCACCCAAUGUGACACUCAGGUGAACCUGACAGAAGAAUAUGCUAAAGCCCCUUAUACUACAGAAAAGGUAGCGCUGGAUCGCCUCCAAAAAUCCCUGCAUAGUAUUGUCAAACACUUGGACCACAUCACUGAUUGCUAACUAAGGCCCUUCUAAUGACAAAAUAACUCUAUUUUUCACUUCUCUAAAAAAAACCCUGGGUCAUUUUAAUGAGGAACUACUGCAAGCCAUAUUUAUUCACAAACUGCAUAAAUAACAGAGGCAAUGUUUACCAGGAGCUAUUUCUCUCUCUUAUUUGUCAGUGAAAACAUGCACAUAGUUAAAGGGAAAAAUUAUAGAAAGCUAUUGUUUCCAACAAGAUAUCGAUGUCAUAGAGUAAAUCUAUAUGUAAGUUAUUGCUAGUCACUAAAUGAAUCAGUAGAUACAAUAAUAACAAUAGCUGCAACAAAAUCUUUUCUAGUUUCCUACAAAUAAGCUUCCCUAUUUGUACUGUAUACUGCACACUACAGAAUAUUUUAAAUAUUUUUGAUAACUGUAUGGACAUGACUUGCACUAGUCAGCGAACAGUAAAUAAUGUAACUCCAAGAUAUAUCUAUAGUAGAGAGGUUUUGCCAUGGCAAUAAACAGCUUUGUGUUUGGUACCACCCAGCCUAAAAUGAGGUCAUGCUGUAAAUGACAGCCUUAGCUGUGUCUUUAGUUUGUAAAGGAAUAUGGCAUAUUUUAAAGAUAUUUUUAUAUUUAAAUGUUUUCUUAAACUUGAAUAUUUUAGCUAAAGUGGGCAGCUGUUACUGUUAUUUACUAUGCACAAAAAUCACCGUUAUAAAUAUUUAUUUAUUUAUCCUAUGUUUUAAAAUAAACUUUUGUAAG
This is a messenger RNA of Xenopus tropicalis (tropical clawed frog), 3908 nucleotides long. It is a transcript of the gene lep, whose product is annotated as leptin. Gene Ontology annotation, molecular function: hormone activity. Gene Ontology annotation, cellular component: extracellular region. Gene Ontology annotation, biological process: signal transduction. The record is from RefSeq and is a predicted model, not a curated record. The transcript is spliced from 2 exons. NCBI's taxonomy places the organism in Eukaryota, Metazoa, Chordata, Amphibia, Anura, Pipidae. The coding region runs from base 2673 to 3182 and encodes 169 amino acids.